UUGGGCACCCCAUGCUAAUGAAGAUCUGAACUGAAACCACAACACACGGCUGUUGCCUUCUGAACAAUAAAAUGAUUAGCUGUAUAGUUAUGAUAUUACAGCUAAAUAAAGGGAAAAUUAUGCUAUAUGGGGCUAAAUGUGAGGAAAGAACGCGUAGUCCGGUGAAGGGUUAAUGGUUUUCGGUCCUCAGAGUUUCUGCGUUUGUAUCCGUAGUCGGUGGGUAGUUAUCGUGGCAUUGAGCCUGUGGACCGCAAUCGCACGGUACACCAGUCCAUCUCUCAACUUCUUCACUCACCCAGACACCAGCUAACACAAACAAUGGCAGAGAAAAGAGUACAUCCAACCGGAAUUUGACUGCGCCGUACCGUGGUAAUCAAGGCUUGAGAAAGCAGCGUGUAUAUAGCGGGAUUUUUGUCAAACUGCAGAUGGACGGGCAGCAGCGCCACGAGGAUAUGGAGCUGUCGAACCAAGCCGCGGAGAACCCCAGCAAGGCGACGGAGUAUCUGACGGAACUCAAUAAGAUCAUAGAGACCCAGCAGGAGUUGCUGGAGAAGCAAAAUGUUCGUAUAGAGGAGUUGAAACAGCAGGUAACGGAUCUAUGUUCUGAGAACGCCUGUUUGAAGGAACAACACCAACGGCACCUGGCCACCUGCCGGCUCCAACAAGGCAAUAAUCACCCGUCGCUAACCUUAGGUGCCAUCAAGGAGAAUGUCAUACAAGAAAAGCGCCAAGCUUCUCAGCCAGUUGAAGACAAAGAGUGCCCUUUGACCCUUAAAGCUCCGCCCUGUAGAAGAAGCCACCCCUGUCGGACCUGGAAAUCUGCCUCGUUUGGUGUGGAAGGUGAAGCGGCAUGUCGUGGCGACGUUGGGGGGUCGUUAGACCACUACAGUCGUGGCAUUCCUCUGACCCACGGCAUCCAUGGUACUGAGCUCGACCACUUCGACGACGGACAUCUCUACAGCCACGUGGUGUUGCCGGGACAACCACGGCCACGUAGACUCAAGCUGCAGCACAGCCAGUCCAUCAUCCGCAGACAAGCAGAGGAGGAGGCCAUCAAACGCUCCCGAUCCCUGUCUGAGAACUAUGAGCUGUCAGCUGACUUACAGGACAAACAGGUGGAGAUGCUAGAGCGUAAGUAUGGAGGCCGUUUCAUAACACGCCACGCGGCCCGAACCAUUCAGACUGCCUUCCGCCAGUAUCAGAUGAACAAGAACUUUGAGCGGCUCCGCAGCUCCAUGUCGGAGAACCGCAUGUCCAGACGCAUCGUCCUGUCCAACAUGAGGAUGCAGUUCUCCUACGAAGGCCCAGAAAAGGUUCAACACUCCUCCUACUUUGAGGGGAAGCAGGUGUCCCUCACAGACAAUGGAACCAAACACCUGGGGGCCUUGGUCCAAUCAGAAUGCAGUGCAGACCUGGGGGGCGUGGUCCCUGUUUGUAUGAAGUCAUCUGAGGAAGCCCAGAACUCUGACUUCACUGAUGCUAUAACAGAGCUGGAGGACGCCUUCUCCCGGCAGGUCAAAUCUCUGGCAGAGUCAAUAGACGAUGCGCUGAACUGCAGGAGUCUUCAUGGGGAGGAGGGCGGGACGGGGGAGGUCAGAGUGCAGGGAGUGAGAGGUCAUACCGACCUGGACAGGGACGAGGAGUCAGCGUCCUACCAGACCAAGCCAUCCUCUCACAGCAGCCUGGAACGCCGCAAACUGGAUGAGAUGACGGCGUCUUACAGUGACGUGACUCUCUACAUCGACGAAGAAGAGCUUUCUCCUCCUCUUCCUCUUACCAAGUCCUUGGAGCGACCCUACUCUCACCCGUUAGUAGAAGAGCCCUCCUCCACAGAGUCUGAGCUCCGUCUGCGCUCUCACUCCUCCUCUCAGGACUACUGGUCUCUGGCUCACAAGGAAGACAAAGGUCAUGUGUCAGACACUUCCUGCCGCAGCACCCCUUCCCUGGAGAAGCAGGAGCAGAGGAGCGGGGUGGACCACCUCCCGUUGCUGACCAUUGAGCCGCCCAGCGACAGCAGUGUGGAGCUCAGUGACCGCUCUGACCGCUCCUCUCUGAAGAGACAGAACGCCUAUGAACGCCAGCCCAGUAAUCAGACGUCCAGCCCCAAACAUCCCCCUCCUCACCCGUCUUCUCACCCUCCUCCUCACCCCCACGGUCUGCCCCCUCGAGGACCCUCCCGGGAUGAGGAUGCCCCUCGCCACCGGCCGCGCCCGUUAGAGGCCCAUCUGGUGAUUAACGGAACGGCUAACCGGCAGAGCAAGUCAGAGUCUGACUUCUCGGAUGGAGAUAAUGACAGCAUUAACUCCACUUCCAACAGCAACGACACCAUUAACUGCAGCUCUGAGUCAUCCAGCAGGGACAGCCUUAGAGAACAGACGCUUUGCAAACAGACCUAUCACAAAGAGACACGUAACAGCUGGGAUAGCCCCGCCUUCAGUAAUGACAUCAUCAGGAAGAGACACUACCGCAUUGGACUCAACCUGUUUAACAAGAAACCAGAGAAAGGCUGUCAGUACCUGAUUGAUCGUGGUUUUGUCCCAGACACCCCAGUGGGCGUGGCUCACUUCCUGCUUCAGAGAAAAGGUCUAAGCAGGCAGAUGAUUGGAGAGUUCCUUGGGAACAGGCAAAAACAGUUCAACAGAGACGUCCUGGACUGUGUGGUGGAUGAGAUGGAUUUCUCAGUCAUGGAACUAGAUGAAGCUCUGAGGAAGUUCCAAGCUCACAUUAGAGUCCAGGGGGAGGCCCAGAAGGUUGAGCGGCUCAUAGAGGCUUACAGUCAGCGGUACUGCAUCUGUAACCCUGGCGUGGUGCGUCAGUUCCAUAACCCUGACACCAUCUUCAUCUUGGCCUUUGCAAUCAUUCUCCUAAAUACAGACAUGUACUCUCCUAAUGUCAAACCAGAGAGGAAGAUGAAGUUGGAGGACUUCAUCAAGAACCUCAGAGGUGUUGAUGAUGGUGAGGACAUCCCCAGGGAGAUGCUAGCUGGGAUCUACGAGAGGAUCAGGAAGAGGGAGCUGAAAACCAAUGAGGAUCACGUCUCUCAAGUCCAGAAGGUGGAGAAACUCAUCGUUGGAAAGAAGCCGAUCGGGUCAUUGCACCAUGGACUGGGCUGUGUCCUUUCCCUGCCCCAUCGCAGGCUGGUGUGUUACUGUCGACUGUUUGAGGUCCCAGACCCAAACAAGCCUCAGAAACUGGGUCUGCACCAAAGAGAGAUCUUCCUCUUCAAUGACCUUCUGGUGGUGACGAAAAUCUUCCAGAAGAAGAAGAACUCUGUUACGUACAGCUUCCGCCAGUCCUUCUCCCUGUAUGGCAUGCAGGUGCUGCUGUUUGACAACCAGAACUAUCCCAACGGUGUGCGGUUAACAUCAGCGGUUCCAGGUGCAGAUAUCAAGGUUCUGAUAAACUUCAACGCCCCAAACCCUCAAGACAGAAAGAAGUUUACUGACGACCUGAGAGAAUCCAUUGCUGAGGUCCAGGAGAUGGAGAAAUACCGCAUUGAAUCGGAACUGGAGAAGCAGAAGGGUAUGGUUCGACCCAGCCUAUCACAGAGCUCAGUGCUGAAGAAGGACUCUGGAAAUGGCCAAAUGGGUCGGGGCAGCCUUGAUGACAGCUACACCAUGGGGGAGGGGCUAAAAAGGAGUGCCCUCAGCAGCUCACUACGAGACCUCUCAGACGCAGGGAAGCGUGGGCGCCGCAGCAGUGCUGGAUCACUAGACAGCAAUAUGGAAGGCUCCAUCAUUAGUCACCACAGCCCCCACCUGAGACGCAGAGUGAUGUCAUCUCGAGAGAGAGACUGCCCCUCCAGAGGAUAUUCCAUCCCUUCCUCCUCCUCUCUGCUGGGCUCUCUGUUCGGCACCAAAAGGGGGAAGUCCCCCUCUCCCUCCCUGUCCCCCCAGCACCCCACUCUGAUCUCCCACACUCCCCACCCGUCCAACCUCCACCACACGGCCCAGGGCCAGGGUGAGGUUCACCAUGGGGCUCAGUACUGUCAUGUUCCAGUCCAGCAGAAUCCUCCACCAUACCAUCACCACCACCACUACCACCCCCCAACACACCCCCAACCCCCGCUACACCAGUACCACCCACCCCCCGGCUCAGCCUCCUCCCAGCCUCCCCCUCACCCCCAGCACCACGCCCCUCACCCCCCACACCACCACCCCCAACCACCAACCACCCCCGCCCCCCCCUCCUCCACCAAGCCCAAACACAGCGGCAUCAGCACUGUGGUCUGAGGACAGGGACACACACACGGAUACACACUCACACACACAUAACGUUUACACACACAUAGAUAUAAGCACACACACACAGGUAGUUACACACAGAAAAACCGAA
Esox lucius (northern pike) is the source of this 4335-nucleotide messenger RNA. RefSeq names its product IQ motif and Sec7 domain ArfGEF 1b (gene iqsec1b). The record is from RefSeq and is a predicted model, not a curated record. Gene Ontology annotation, biological process: actin cytoskeleton organization; regulation of ARF protein signal transduction. The coding region runs from base 426 to 4232 and encodes 1268 amino acids. The transcript is spliced from 14 exons. Lineage: Eukaryota; Metazoa; Chordata; Actinopteri; Esociformes; Esocidae. Gene Ontology annotation, molecular function: protein binding; guanyl-nucleotide exchange factor activity.